Messenger RNA from Diabrotica balteata, 1693 nucleotides. The record is from the annotation of a GenBank genome assembly. NCBI's taxonomy places the organism in Eukaryota, Metazoa, Arthropoda, Insecta, Coleoptera, Chrysomelidae.
AGAAGCUGAAGUCCUAGCUGUCAGUAGGGCAUAUAUUUUUAUUGUAACGUUAAGUGUUUUAAUACAUUAUAAAUAGAACAUCAUUUUAUAAACUAAGAUUGUUUCUAAAAUGCCCAAAGCAUCUCUCAAAAAGAAAGCCGCUAAUGGUUACAAACUUCCAGAGCCGUUUACGGAGGGUGAAGUUCUUGAAGAUGUAGCUAAGAAAAAGUGGAUAUUGGGGCCGUCAAUAGGAAAAGGCGGGUUUGGUGAAAUAUAUUCUGCAAAGGAAUACGGCAGUAAAGACUCAAAAUAUCCAUAUGCUAUAAAAAUUGAAUCUCAUGAAAAUGGACCUCUCUUUGUGGAGAUGCACUUUUAUAUAAAACAUGGAAAACCAGAAGAUGUGGAAGCUUUCAAAAAUCAAAAAGGUUUGAAAACAUUUGGAAUGCCAGUAUAUCAUGGAUCUGGAUCUCACGAAUUGAAUGGUGAGAAGUAUCGAUUUCUUGUAAUGGAGAAAUUUGGUACAGAUCUGUGGAAAACCUUUUUGGAAAACGACAGACAUUUUCCAGCAGCUACCGUGUUCAAACUAGCAGUUCAGUUGCUGGACAUUUUAGAAUACAUUCAUAGCAGGGGCUAUGUACAUUCUGAUAUUAAAGGAUCUAACAUUCUGAUGGGAGUUACGAAGGCUACACAGAACAAGCAAGUGUACUUGGCAGAUUUUGGCUUAACCUGCAAAUCUAAUGAAGAGGAAGAGUUUAAACCUAACCCCAAGAAAGCUCACGAUGGUACAAUUGAAUAUUUAAGUAGAGAUGCUCAUAGUGGAGUUCAAACCAAACGUGGUGAUUUGGAAACCCUAGCUUAUAAUUUGAUUCAAUGGCUUGGAUGCGUUUUGCCGUGGGAAAAUGAUCUGGAAAAUCCUGAAGAUGUUCAAAAAUCUAAAGAAGAAUAUAUGUCCAGUGUACCUAAAUUCAUCAAAGCUUGUUUUGACAAAAGAUCACCAUCAGGUCCCAUUGUCGACUUUUUAAAUUGCCUCUUAUCGUUAGAACACAAUUCUACACCUGACUACAAAACUAUCAGAAAAAUAUUUUUAUCUGGUAUAACUGGCGGAGAUGCUCUUGGAAAACCAUUCCAGUUUUCUGUACCUGACAGUAAAUCUCCUAAGACAUCUCCAAACAAAAGGAAAAGCGAAAAUGCACCGGCUUCUUCUAAGAAUAAAAUUCCCAAACUAGAUAUUGAGGAAGAUGGAUCAGAGGACGAGAAAGAGAAUUUAGACGACUUAUCCGAUCAAGAAGAGGUGCCUAAAAAGAAGAAAGGUAGACCGAAAGGCAAAAAUGUGAAUACACCUCAAAAACAAAAGAAGAAAGCAGUUGGAAGAAAAAGAGCUAAGAAAACAGAAGAUGAAGAUUUAGAUUUAGAGAAUAAUGUAGCAAAUGAUGAUGCACAUGUUUCAGAUAUUGAUGAUGAUGAGGAGAUGACUAAGAAAGAAGAGAAAAUUGCCGCGCCAAAAGAAAAUAAAAAGCCCAGGGUAGGAAAAAGGCAAAAAAAGAAGUCAACGGAAAAGAGAAUAUUGGUAAGCGAUAGAUGGAUAAAUGAGAAACCCCGGAUACAAUCAGUCACGGAACUGAUGGAGGAGAUGCUAAGGUCAUCAGGUCAAUGGAGAGCAGUUCAGAGAUAUGUGAGGAGAACGCUGGAGAGAAAGGAACAAGAAGAAAUAUGA